AUGACUUUGCGCCUCGGCGAUAGCACAACUACCCACUCCGGCUACCAUGAGCAGCAAAGCCUUCCCACACCAACCGAUUCCGAAGCGUAUGCAGCCAUCAAUGACUCCUAUCCAUACUGGACCACCUCGAAAGACACCUCAAGUCAGCAUAGUGCCUCGAUCAAAAAGCACAAAUCCCUCACUCCUCACCUUAUUGAACGACAUGAUGAAUACUACACAUACACGGAUGCCGGGACAACCUCACGAUAUGGCGCACAUUUAUCUGACACUCCAGUGUACGAUCGUACCUACAUCGCUGGAGAGCGAUAUGCCAAGUCCAUAGAUGGCCGUUUCGCUCCAGAUAUCUACAUGUGUUUCCCACAGGAUCUCGGAUCCCAAACUGACGGUCCUCCGUACUACAACCAGACAGAAAAUUAUGCUGGAGAAAUCCGUGGACAGAGAACCCAAGGCAGCGAUUACCUUCAGAAUCAUGAAUUUUGCAAGCCGUUACAAAAUUCUGCAUCUCCUGUUCUCAUAGAUUUGUCAGGAAUCGGAGCGCAAUUCGGCUCGUGA
Cadophora gregata is the source of this 552-nucleotide messenger RNA. RefSeq lists its product as uncharacterized. Lineage: Eukaryota; Fungi; Ascomycota; Leotiomycetes; Helotiales; Ploettnerulaceae. The transcript has a single exon. Bases 1 to 552 code for a protein of 183 amino acids. The record is from RefSeq and is a predicted model, not a curated record.